UUGUGCCGAGCGGGGCGCGGUCGCGGUCGCUAGGCCCCACCGCAGCCGGUCAGCAGUCGCCCGUUUAAGCGCUGAGGGCGGCGGGUCACGUGCCGGACGGGGUGGGGGCGUGGCACCAGGAAGCGGCCUCCGCGCCCACUCGGAUCGCCGCCGCCGCCGCCUCCCGGCCUGACUCGCCGCGUCCCGGUGCCGGGCGCAGCUUGCCCGGCUCCACGCUGGCGGCCGCCCCCGGACCCCCCGCCGCCGCCGCCGCGGCGCCCGCUAUGGGCCAGGAGGACUACUAUCUGGAGCUGUGCGACCGGCCGGUGCACUUCGAGAAGGCGAAUCCGGUCAACUGCGUCUUCUUCGAUGAGGCCAACAAGCAGGUUUUUGCAGUUCGAUCUGGUGGCGCUACUGGGGUGGUAGUUAAAGGCCCAGAUGAUAGGAAUCCCAUCUCAUUUAGAAUGGAAGACAAAGGAGAAGUGAAAUGCAUUAAGUUUUCCUUAGAAAAUAAGAUAUUGGCUGUUCAGAGGACCUCAAAAACUGUGGAUUUCUCUAAUUUUAUCCCGGAUAGUUCUCAGCUGGAAUACACUCAAGAGUGCAAGACCAAGAAUGCCAACAUACUUGGAUUCUGUUGGACCAGUUCUACUGAAAUUGUCUUCAUAACAGAUCAAGGAAUUGAAUUUUACCAGGUGUUACCGGAGAAACGAAAUCUCAAACUCCUGAAGAGCCAGAAUAUCAACGUGAAUUGGUACAUGUACUGCCCUGAGGGUGCUGUGAUUCUGCUGUCUACCACAGUCCUUGGAAAUGUGCUGCAGCCCUUUUAUUUUCGGGCUGGCACUAUGUCAAAGCUGCCCAAGUUUGAGAUUGAAUUACCAGCUGCGCCCAAGUCAACUAAACUGAGCCUUUCCGAGAGAGACAUCGCGAUGGCGACCAUAUACGGGCAGCUUUACGUUCUCUUCUUGAGGCAUCAUUCUCGGACCUCCAAUAGUACAGGAGCGGAGGUAGUCCUAUAUCAUCUACCACGAGAAGGUGCCUGUAAAAAGAUGCACAUAUUAAAGUUAAAUCGGACGGGGAAGUUUGCCCUAAACGUGGUGGAUAACCUGGUGGUCGUUCAUCAUCAGGAUACAGAGACAUCGGUGAUAUUUGACAUCAAGUUAAGGGGAGAGUUUGAUGGCACCGUCACCUUCCAUCAUCCGGUGCUUCCGGCACGCUCGAUUCAGCCCUAUCAGAUCCCCGUGGCAGGGCCUGCUCCUGUGACCAGCCAGUCUCCCAUCCCGUGCAAACUCUAUUCUUCAUCCUGGAUUGUCUUUCAGCCUGACAUCAUCAUCAGUGCAAGCCAAGGUUACCUCUGGAACCUCCAAGUAAAGCUUCAGCCUAUUGUAAACCUCUUGCCAGAUAAAGGAAGACUGAUGGACUUUCUCCUCCAGAGAAAGGAGUGCAAGAUGGUCAUCCUGUCUGUCUGUUCGCAGAUGUUGAGUGAGUCAGACAGAGCAACCUUACCUGUGAUCGCCACGGUUUUUGACAAACUCAAUCACGAGUACAAGAAGUACCUGGAUGCUGAGCAGAGUUACACAACGGCAGUAGAAGCGGGGCCGAGCCGGUGCAGCCCGCUUCUCAAAAGGCCGGUGCGGACCCAGGCUGUGGUCGAUCAGUCUGACAUGUACACCCACGUGCUGUCGGUCUUCACGGAGAAGAAGGAGAUGCCUCAUAAAUUUGUGAUAGCCGUACUGAUGGAGUACAUUCGCUCUCUUAACCAGUUUCAGAUCACAGUACAGCACUACUUACAUGAACUUGUCAUCAAGACGCUCGUCCAGCACAACCUCUUCUACAUGCUGCACCAGUUCCUACAGUACCACGUCCUCAGUGACUCCAAGCCUCUGGCUUGUCUGCUCCUGUCCCUAGAAAGUUUUUACCCGCCCGCUCAUCAGCUGUCUCUGGAUAUGUUGAAGCGCCUCUCGACAGCAAACGAUGAAAUAGUAGAAGUGCUUCUUUCCAAACACCAAGUGUUAGCUGCCUUAAGAUUCAUCCGGGGCAUCGGCGGCCAUGACAACAUUUCUGCACGAAAAUUUUUAGAUGCCGCGAAGCAGACUGAAGACAACAUGCUUUUCUAUACUAUAUUUCGGUUUUUUGAACAGCGAAACCAGCGUUUGCGAGGGAACCCUAACUUCACACCAGGAGAACACUGUGAAGAACACGUUGCUUUUUUCAAGCAGGUUUUUGGAGACCAAGCUCUAAUGAGGCCUACGACAUUCUGAAAUCACUUGCUAGUUUUUUUAUAUAUAUAUAUAAAAAUGUGUACAAAGUUAAUUUAUUGCAUUAAUAAAGCUCUUUAAACUACAAAA
Leopardus geoffroyi (Geoffroy's cat) is the source of this 2324-nucleotide messenger RNA. It is a transcript of the gene RMC1, whose product is annotated as regulator of MON1-CCZ1. The record is from RefSeq and is a predicted model, not a curated record. The coding region runs from base 264 to 2237 and encodes 657 amino acids. Gene Ontology annotation, cellular component: lysosomal membrane; Mon1-Ccz1 complex; late endosome membrane. The transcript has 20 exons. NCBI's taxonomy places the organism in Eukaryota, Metazoa, Chordata, Mammalia, Carnivora, Felidae. Gene Ontology annotation, molecular function: protein binding. Gene Ontology annotation, biological process: regulation of autophagy.